Messenger RNA from Amoebophrya sp. A25, 5272 nucleotides. The record is from the annotation of a GenBank genome assembly. Lineage: Eukaryota; Dinophyceae; Syndiniales; Amoebophryaceae.
GCUCAUGUUUGUCCUUAACCGAUUAAAGGGCUUCUACUUUGACCCCUUCCUUGAAUACCCCAGAUGCAAGCCAGCUGCUGACGGAGCAACUUUUCUCACCCCUAUAAUUAUCUCGCAGAAUCUACAUAGGAAUUCCUCCUCCACUCCACCUCUCCCUCUUCUAGGCAAAUUAGAAGAUCUUUGUUUAAAUAGAAAUAGGUUUACUUCUUGAGCUUCAUUUUAGUCACCGGAAAAUAAUUACUACAACUACCAUGUCGGCAGAGCAAAAAAUGCAGGGGAGCAGACCGGUUGAUUAAGAUGCCUACCCUGACUUCUAACUAGCAUAAAAUUUGGUUGGUCUCUGUGGUUGGCGAGGCUAUAGCCAUAGUACUUCGUUGGCCCAUGUAAUAUCAUGUCAAUCAUGUAAAAAUUUUCAUUUUUGAUUCGUGACGUAGCUAGUAUUAGACAAGGACCAAAUUACGAAAACAGUAGCCACGGCAAAAUAACAAGAGGACAGUGUUCUAAGUCACCUGGGAACCGCGACAUGCGUUUCUCUCGGUCCAUCCCUACGAGAUGGCCCAGGCUUUUAUAAACCUAGUGGAUCCUCGUGAAGCGAAAAAAAAGCUGGAGCAUCUUUUUUUAUGUGUCAUCUCAUGUUUAAAUAAGCGAGUUGUAGCUGCUGUGCAUGGAUGUAGUAUAGCAAACAAGUUACUAAUUAUCCAUUGCUCAUCCCCUUUGAUGCCCAAGUGAUGUCAUCUCGUGUUCAAAUAUGUAUCCAGGGAGGGAGGCCCCCCCUGUGGUAUGGUUUGUGGUGCAGCACAGUGGUGGAAGAGCGACGAGAGCAGAACGAGCGAGGAGAGAAGGACGAGGGACGAGAGCAGAACGAGGAACGAGAGAAGAACGAGGAACGAGAGCAGACCGAGGGACGAGAGCAGAACGAGCGACGAGAAGCGCCCACCCGUGGCGUGGUGGCCUCUGGCGUAUCACAGUGGCGGAAGAGAACGGCACACGCAACACGCCAAGGGGGUGGGGCCCAGCCUUGCCACCUUCGCAAGGUCUGUCGCGUACAUGCAACACGCCAAGGGGGUCCAGCCUUGUCACCUUCGCCGGGUCUCUUCGGGUACAUGCAACACGCCAAGGGGGUCCAGCCGUGCCACCUUCGCCAGGUCUGUAGGGUACACGCAACACGCCAAGGGGGUCCAUCCUUGCUGCCUUCGCCAGGUCUGUAGGGCACAGGCAACGCGCCAAGUAGGGGAUCCAGCUUGGCCGCCUUCGCCAUAUUCGGAAGCCUUCCAAGUCCGCCGCCCAGUGCUUCAACGGCCUACGGCAUGGUGGCGCUGUAGGGUCGAGGCACGAAGCGGGAAGGGGUCAGAGGUGGGCGCUUCGAGGCUUUCCCGCCCGAAAAAAAGGGCCGGGGCUGGAGGCCCCCCGUAAGGCUAAACGAACGCCCCAGAGCUCUUAUUAACCCACUAGACGCCAAAGCGCCCCCUUCUUUAGUGGUGCCCCCCUCUUGUGGUGCUCCUUUUGUGUCCCGGACUCUGUCACGCUCCAGGCCCGAGCCUUGGUGUAGAACAUGAAAAAAACGCACGUGACGCGCGUCACGCUCCAGGCCUGAACUUUAAGGGAGAACGUGAAAAAAAACCGCGUGACGCGCGUCACGCUCCAGGCCCGAACCUUUGGGAAGAACGUGAAAAAAGUACGCGCGUCACGCUCCAAGCCCGAACCCUAAGGGAGAAAGUGAAAAAAACACGCGUAACGCGCGCCACGCUCUAAGCUUGGGCUUCACCUACGGCAGAACAUGCAAAAACUACGCGUGACGCGCGCCACGCUCCAAAGCAGAACACACCCAAGAGAAGCCCCCCGGCGUUGCGGGGCGCGCGUCCGUCCCACUUCCAUGCAGAUCGAUGCGGAGAGAAAUGGCUCACCGGUGCACACGCCAAGCCACCCGCCUGGGCGCUCUUGGCUGGGUGUUCUUGUCUGGGUGUCCUUAUCUGGAACGCCCGGGCCUGACGAACACCCAGACAAGGACAUCCAGCAAAGAACACGCAGCCGGGAACAUCCAGACAAGAGCAGCCAGACAAGAGCAGCCAGACAAGAACACGCACCCGCCCAAGAACAUCCACCAGGCAAGAGCAUCCAGAUUGGAUGUUCGUCUUGCUUGGGUGUUCUUGUCUAGCUGUUCUGGUCUGGCUGUUCUUGUCUGGCUGUUCUUGUCUGGCUGUUCUUGUCUGGCUGUUCUUGUCUGGCUGGUCUUGUCUGGCUGUUCUUGUCUGGCUGUUCUUGUCUGGCUGUUCAUCUUGUCUGGGUGUAAUGUCUUUGCCUGGCUGUUCUUGUCUGGGUGUUCUUCUUGUCUCGGUGUUCUUGUCGGGGGGAUUCUUGUCUUGGUGUUCUUGUCUGGAUGUCCUUGCUUGCGUGUUCUUGCCUGGAUGUCCUUGCUCGGAUGUCUGUGCCCGGAUGUCCUUGCUUCGCUGUGCUUGUCUGGGUGUUCUUGCCUGGGGGUUCUUGCCUGGUGGAUGUGCUUGCCUGGGUGCUCUUGUCUGGGUGUUCUUUUCUGGAUGUUCUAGCUAUCUUGUCUGGGGAAUGUUCUGGACUAGGUGCUCCUUCUGUGAUUCAACAGGGCGCCCUCCAGGCGCCAUCCAUGCUGUGCCCCGCCUUUCCUCUUCCGCCAUGCAAAACCACGCACCCGACACGCACGCAGCCGGCUUGCCUCACUCCCCGCCGGCCCGCGCACGUCGGCGGGCGGCGCGAUGCGUCAUGGCUGGGGCGCUUUCUGAUUGGGCAUGGCUUGGGCGCUUUCCGAUUGGGGUCUCAUUCUGCUCCAACCAUCUCGCCGCAGGUUUUUCCUGGAACUUCGUCUCGUGAGGGUCAUGAAAAUCCCCCAAGAUUUGCACGGCCCCCCACAGAAUCCCAAGAAAAAACUCACCCCACGACAGCCGACCGCGCACGCACUUGGCCCCAAGCUUGUUGAACCGGUGACCACUCCCCUCGCGUUGUCAGGCAACUCCGCCCCUGGGCUACCACUUUCAAAAAAAAUGGCGAGAGAGCCAGCCCGAAAACCACGGCCCUCCCCUCUCGUCAGUCGUCACUCACGGUCUAGCCGCCAGAACUGAGCGAGACUGUUGGCCUGGCGGCUUUUUGGCUGUUUGUGCCCUUCGUCUUUGUUCCCUGGCGCCCUUUCUUUGAGCUUGUUGGACUGUCCCACUCCCAGCCAUGCCACGCAAACGCCACAGGUGUUACUAAUUCGCUGCACCUUCGCCCUGCUAAUGACAAAAAAGCGCGCCAAGCUGGCCACCACUAAGGCGCGGGGCCCCGCACCUCUUAAAGCGAUUUCUUCAGCUUGUACAGAAGGCACACCCACACAAGAGGGAGGCCCACCACGUCACGCCGACUCCCUCGCCGAUCUGAAGAAGCCACGCAAUUUUUUCCAGUCGAAGAAACACGCAAAGCCCCCAGCAGAUACUUGCCCCUUUCUCUCUCAGAGCUACGCUCAGCUUUUAGAAAAAGAGUGAGAGUAAGAAAGGCAACAAGUAAACGCCAAAAGCCGUGACACGCUCGCCCGGUUCCCUUCUAGACGCCGCAGCUCGUUGGCUGCGCUGCGUCACUCUACGCGGCCAAGCUUAUCAAACUAGAGCACUUUUGCCAGCGCCUUGCCUUUUUUCGCCAUAUUUCUGCCCUGUCUCCGUCUUUGCUCUUCGCCGUUUUUCUGUCUUGUAUGCGUCGCCGCCAUCUCUCUGCCGUCGCUCCUCUCUGCGUCGCUCUUGUUUCUCUCUCUCUCUCUCUCUCUCUCGCAGUCUUUCCCUUGUGUCACUACCGAGGCCGUGCGCGGCAAGUUUAUGCGCAGAGCUAUACGGCUGCGGCCUUUCUCUCAGUCAUCAGCCUCCAGCUUGCUCCUCUUUCUAUCGAGUCAAACACUCUCCGAGGCUUGUAGCCCCACAAAGAGCAUGACGCACAAGCCGCGCCGACCUGAGGCUCUUGCUGGGUCAAUCUUAUGCGCACACAAAUCACCCCAAGGCCUUGGCUUCGUCACGCUCCUCCAGGCAGAGAUCUCCGCCUGAAGUUCUAGGCUUGUCACGCUCUUCCCAGCGCUCCUCUUUACCCUUCGCGCGCCGAAGUUCUGGGCGUCGCCUGAGGCGUCACGCGUCACGCGGGAGCCCUCGGGCGUUCAUUUUGUCUUACCCCCCCCUCAAAAAGUUAGAUCGGGACCUGAGCCCUGGGACACAUAUAAGGACUCCUGUUGGUGAUGUCUUCUUCUAACCCCUUUCGGUGCUGGUGGCUAUAGCGGGAUUAUGUUCUUUGCGGUUUCGCUGCUCCUUUUAGCGGUGUUGAAACUGCAAACCAGAAAAUGUUACGGAUAAACUAUGGAUCUGAGUCCUAUCAGAAUUGCUAGAAGUAGUAACUAACAAUAUCUACUUUCCGUUGUAUGUUACUGGUCUAUAUGUACUGUAAGGAAGGCAGUGUACAACUAUCACCCAGCUGUAGGUCAAAAAUUUCUCGGGCUCGGAGGUGUGGAGGUCUAUGUCGUCUAUAUUUGUAAUUACCCAGUCGUUUUAGUUCAAUCAUCUGCUCUCCGAGACGAGAAAGUCGCAGAGUAGAUCAAUUAACUUCUAGAUCACUAAGUUAACGUUCUUUACAACACAACAUGGAGGCGCCAUCUGCAUCUCUCCUCUAAGAUGCGAAGAUGAAGCAAGAGAAGCCGGAGGGAAAGAAGACGAAAUAAGAAGAAGCUAAAGCGUUCUUCACGAGAAUAAGAAGUUGAUUUUACGACUUAUAAUGGGAAUAUCUUCACCAGCUGGUGCGUACAAUUACAAAUGACUUGACUUUAUCUCUAGGAAUUCUUCUUCCGGCGAGCACCAGGACGAAUUUUUUUUUAAAUUACAAUUUCUUGGUUGUUGACAUGCCUAGAGUGUCAAAAAAGUACAUGGUGCACCAAGAUUUUCGGUUCCACCAUUCAACACACAUUUCCAUGCGUUCUUCUAUUUCAUGUGUUCUCACUUCUCAAGAUCGAUGUCGAUGUCUUCUGUGGAGUCAGUCCGUUGUAGUCAACAGGAACUGACUUCUUUUGGUAUAGUGUACUUCUUGCUAAAGAAGAUUGGAGAAGAUUGGACUUCAAAGUCUUGCUUCGGCUGCUUAAAGCACUUCGUCAGCUGUAUUUUUUAUAUGAAAACCUUUCACCAGCUGUAUCGGAAUGGAAAAAAAUGAAAAAAUACCACAACCGCUGAGGAAGAGGACAUGGCUUUUCCUGACUACAGCAAGGCUUGGUCAUUGGUUCUUCGAUUUACAAAGGUCAUAGAUG